Ilex paraguariensis (yerba mate) is the source of this 1354-nucleotide messenger RNA. The record is from the annotation of a GenBank genome assembly. NCBI's taxonomy places the organism in Eukaryota, Viridiplantae, Streptophyta, Magnoliopsida, Aquifoliales, Aquifoliaceae.
CACAAUUUGAGCACAACUAUCUACUACCUCCUCUCAAGUGUCAAAGCUGUGUUUUAAUGGCCACCAAAGGAAGAAGAAUGAGAGUACUUCUUCUUCUUCUUCUUCUCUAUUUGUCAAGGUGUUUUUUGUUCUUCAACUUCAGCCCUGCGUACUCGGAGACAGACACAAUCUACUUGGGUCAACCUCUCAGAGAUUGGGAACAGCUGAUUUCAGAAAACCAGAUCUUCAAGUUACAAUUUUUCAGCCCUGUGACGACUUCAAGUAGCCGUUAUAUAGGCAUAUUUUACAACAAAGGGGAAAGAACCGGAAGGCCGUGUGGAUGGCAAACCGAGACUACCCUAUCCCCGAUGCAUCUGGGAACCUGAUCAUCGACGAUGAUGGCAGGUUGAAAAUUUCAUACAGGGGGGGCCUCACUGUCACUGUAGUUAAUUCUCUUCCGGCAACAAGCAAUACAAGUGCUACACUGCUGGAUUCAGGCAAUUUUGUACUCAGAGAACUCGAUUCAAAUGGGUCUGUAACGCGGAUUUUGUGGGAAAGCUUUGAUUAUCCUACCGACACGCUUCUACCAGGAAUGAAACUUGGUAUCAACAUCAAAACUGGGCAUAAAUUGUCGCUAACUUCUUGGAGAAGUGAUGAGGUACCUGCCUCAGGGUCUUUUACCUUUGGUGUAGAUUCCAAUGGUACGGGACAACUUGUAAUCUGGUGGCGAGGGAAUGUCUACUGGACUAGUGGGCUAUGGAGCAACGGGAGCUUUGACAAUGUCCGCCAAUUGUCCUAUGAAGACUACUACAACUUCAGCUAUGUCUCCAAUGAGAAUGAGAAAUACCUCAGCUACUCAGUGAAUGAAAGCAGUAAUUCACCAAUGUUCUACAUGAGACCAGAUGGUGGAAUGAGAGGCGAAGUAUGGGCGGAACCUAUUGGUGAUUGUGAGUGGCGUUCUGGCAACUAUACUGGGUGCAACAUGACCGUGAACUCGCCAGAGUGCAGGAAACCAAACUACUCUUUACAAGCACAAGAAAAAAAACUAAUUAGUGAUGGAAUCAAGUACGAUGAAAGCUACAACUUGAGUGAUUUUGAUUGCAAGAAAAUAUGCUGGAACAAUUGCUCUUGUGUUGCCUAUGCUACUAACAAGGGAACCGGAUGUGAGAUUUGGAUUCAAGGAAUGAGUUUCAAAGAAUAUUUUGGUUCUUACUUCGACGACAAGCAAUUUUAUUUUCUUUCUUCAGAAAGUGUUUCAAAAAGAGGUUAGUUUACAUCUCGGAGAAGUUCAAACAUAGGCAGAUUUUUUUGCGUAUAUUAAAAAGAAAGCAUGUUGGACACAUCUUUUCGUUUUUCUUUUUUUUUUUUUUUUUUU